UAGAAGAGCUCUCGCUUUCAAAACACAGAAUACCUGCUUGGAUCAAACUUUGCUUAGAAAAUGGCAGAGGCCAGUGUUUCAGAAGACCAGUUCAACUGUCCAGUCUGUCUGGAUCUCCUGAAGGAUCCAGUGACUAUUCCCUGUGGACAUAGUUUCUGUAUGGUGUGUAUUAAUGACUUUUGGGAUGAUCAGAGGGGAGUCUACAGCUGCCCUCAGUGCAGAGAGACUUUCACUCCAAGGCCUGUGCUAUGCAGAAACUACAUGCUGGCUGAAGUGGUGGAGAAACUGAAGAAGACAGGACUCCAAGCUGCUUCUCCUGUUCACUAUUAUGCUGGACCUGGAGAUGUGCAAUGUGAUUCCUGCACUGAGAGAAAACACAAAGCCAUCAAGUCCUGUUUGGUGUGUCUGGCCUCCUUCUGUGAAACUCAUAUCAGGCCUCACUAUCAGUCUCCUGCCUUUAAGAAACACAUGCUGGUUAAAGCCUCCUCAAGACUACAAGAGAAGAUCUGCUCUCAACAUGAUAAACUAACUGAGAUCUUCUGUCGUACUGAUCAAAGCCUUAUCUGUUAUUUAUGUAUGAUGGAUGAACACAAAGGUCAUGAUACAGUGUCAGCUGCGGCAGAAAGAACUGAAGAACAGACUGAGCUACAGGAGGAGCAGAGGAAACACCAGCAGAGGAUCCAGGAGAAAGAGAAGAAGGUCCAGGAGCUGAAGCAGGCUGUAGACACUCUUAAGUGCUCUGCACAGGCAGCAGUGGAGGACAAUGAGAGGAUCUUUACUGAGCUGAUCCGUUCCAUUGAGAAAAAGCGCUGUGAGGUAAGAGAGCUGAUCAGAGAUCAGGAGAAGACUGAACUGAGUCGAGUUCAAGGACUACUGGGUCAACUGGAGCAGGAGAUUGCUGAUCUUAAGAGGAGAGACACUGAGCUGGAGCAGCUCUCCCACACAGAGGAUCACAUCCAUUUCCUCCAGAGUUUCCCAUCUCUCUGUGUCUCUUCUGGAUCUGUGGAAUCAUACAGCAUUUCUAUCCAUCAACAUCCCUCAUUUGAUGGAGUUAAGAAAUCUCUCUCUGAUCUGAAGGAGCAAAUAGAGACAUUCUGCAAAGAGAAAUUCAACAAAAUCUCUCCACAUGCUGCAGCAGUUCAGAUUUUACCAUCAGAGCCAAAGACCAGAGAAGAUUUCCUGAAAUAUUUCUGGAUCCCAACACAGCACAUCGUCACCUCAUUCUGACUGAGAAGAACAGAGUGGUGACAAAUAGUGGGA
Molecule: messenger RNA, 1260 nt
Organism: Electrophorus electricus (electric eel)
Lineage: Eukaryota; Metazoa; Chordata; Actinopteri; Gymnotiformes; Gymnotidae
Product: E3 ubiquitin/ISG15 ligase TRIM25-like
Molecular function (GO): zinc ion binding
Source: RefSeq, a predicted model, not a curated record